AUUCUACUUGUUAUUAUUAAUAAAGCUUUUUAUGUAUCUUUAAAUAUAACUUUACUGUGUCAUGCCUAACUCUAACCCCCUUAAGAUAAAUCUCUAAAGCGCUGCCAUCUGCAGAGUGAAGCGAAGGAAACUAAUAUGGUUGAUCAUAUAACCAUUAAAUAGCCAUGGCAACUACGGAGAUAAUAUUUCCUAACGAAGAACAACCAGCAAAAUUGUUGAAAUGGAGAGUUCGUACGAAUACUACGGUCUCAGCCGGUAGAGUGUUGUUUUUCUAUCGAAACGUAACAUCGGAAAAUGAAGAAACCAGCAGUCCUGAAAAGAAAUUUCGAGUUAUACGAUAUGGCCGUAUUACAAAAUUGUUAUUCAAAGAAGGUGACAUCAUAAAACCUGGGGAAGUGAUAUUGAUGCUGGAAGGAUGCAAACAUCCUACUGUCAUGAAGGAUUUGUGUGCAGAAUGUGGUGUAGAUUUAAGAUUAGAAGGAAAUGGAAAAGAUGGUGGAAAUAUGAUUUCUCAAGCUGUUGUACCAAUGAUACACAGUGUACCUGAACUUAAAGUAUGUCCAGAAUUAGCAGAGAAAAUUGGAAAGGAAGAUGUACAAAGACUCUUACGAGACCGUAAAUUGGCGUUACUUGUGGAUCUGGACCAAACAAUCGUUCAUACAACCAAUGAUAAUGUGCCUCCUAAUAUGAAGGAUGUUUAUCAUUAUCAACUUUAUGGACAAAAUUCUCCAUGGUAUCAUACACGUUUACGGCCAAAUACUCGACAUUUUCUGUUAGAGAUGAGUCGUCUAUAUGAGUUACAUAUUUGUACAUUUGGAGCAAGGAAUUAUGCACAUACUGUAGCUUCUUUAUUAGAUAAAGAUGGUACUUUGUUUUCUCAUAGAAUACUCUCAAGAGAUGAAUGUUUUGAUCCAGCAUCUAAAACUGCCAAUCUAAAGGCUCUAUUUCCUUGUGGAGACGACAUGGUGUGUAUUAUAGAUGACAGAGAGGAUGUAUGGCAGGGAUGUGGUAAUUUGGUACAAGUCAAACCUUAUCACUUUUUUCCUCAUACUGGUGACAUACACGCUCCACCUGGGCUAGAAAAAAAUGAUCCUGCAACACCCAUAUCAACUGCCGUAAAACAAACUCAAAAUAAAAAUAAUAAUAACGGCACAUUACAUUCAACUGAUAAAGAUGUAUUAAAUAAUGAUACUAAAGAAGAAAGUGUGAUAAAAGAACACGAAAGUGUUACUAUAUUCGAAGAGUCAAAAUGUACUAACGACAAUACAAGAGAUACAGAAGAUAAAGAAAAAAGUACUGAGAUACAAUCAAAUGAUGCGGAAAAGCAAUCAGAAAAUGAUAUUGAACAAGUUAAAGAAGUAGAUAGUAAGACUUCAAAUUCAAAGGAAGAUAAAGAAACAGAAAAGGAAGAGAAACGUAAUGAAAAUAAAUUUAUAGACGAGGAUGAAGAUGAUUAUUUAUUGUAUUUAGAAGAUAUUCUUCGAAAAAUACAUGCAGAGUUUUACAACAAUAUAGAAAAGGAAAUUGGGCAAAAAUCAUUAAGGGUUAUUAUCCCUCGUGUAAGAGCUCAAGUAUUAAAAGGUAUUUGCUUGACUUUCAGUGGAUUAAUACCUACUCAUCAAAAACUUAAUCAAAGUCGUGCUUAUAAAGUAGCAAGGGCAUUUGGAGCAGAAGUGACACAAGAUUUGACGGAAAAUACUACACAUUUAGUUGCUAUUAGACCAGGAACUGCAAAAGUAAAUGCGGCCAAAAAGCGAGGCGAUAUAAAAAUUGUAAAUCCAGAUUGGCUUUGGGCGUGUGCAGAACGUUGGGAAUAUGUGGAUGAACGUCUUUUUCCUCUCACUACAAAGGCACGUGCCUCUAGAAUACCACCUGCCCAUUGUAGCAGUCCAGAACAUAUAGAGGAACAGAAGGAUGAAUUAAAAGAUAAAUUUGCAGAUAGUAUAAAUCCUUUGAUGUCUUUUACUCAAGAAGAAAUAGAAAUAAUGGAUAAGGAAGUAGAAGAAGACAUGGAAGAUCAAGAUAUAGAGGCUUCUGUUUUUGAUAUAGAUGAUAAUAUUGAAGAUUAUAACAAAAGAACACGUGGAAGUAAUUACAAUUCAGAAGAAUCAUCAAAUGAUGACGAAUGCAAAUCGUUUAAAAAAAAGAGGAGAUUAUACAACCAUAGUUCCGAUGAUGAUGCCGACGAUGGCGACGACAACGACGACGACGAUGAUGUUGACGAUGGUGGUAAUGACGAUGACGAGAACGAGGACGACGACGAGGACGAAGACAAUGACGAUGACAAUGAUCUUACAACACGUUUCAGAAGAGGGGAAGACUUACCCGAUGAUUUAGAUCUUGGCGAUAAUUCACAAGAUUCUGUAGAUCUUGAACCAAUUGAAAAUGAAGAUGACAGAGAAUGGAAUGCUAUGGGAGCUGCGCUUGAAAGAGAAUUUCUUUCAGAAUAAUACGUUAUAAAACAAUUCAGCAAUUUAAUUUACUAUAUUAUGCAGCAAUUAAAGCACUUUUAUAUUUUAACGAUUUACUAAUUGGAACUGUUGAAUAUGAUGAAAAGAUUAUGUAGUUAUAUAAUAUGAUCAUAAAAUUUAUAUGAUAAAAGAA
This is a messenger RNA of Vespula vulgaris, 2604 nucleotides long. RefSeq names its product RNA polymerase II subunit A C-terminal domain phosphatase (gene Fcp1). Gene Ontology annotation, molecular function: RNA polymerase II CTD heptapeptide repeat phosphatase activity. The transcript has 8 exons. Lineage: Eukaryota; Metazoa; Arthropoda; Insecta; Hymenoptera; Vespidae. Gene Ontology annotation, cellular component: nucleus. The record is from RefSeq and is a predicted model, not a curated record. Bases 165 to 2450 code for a protein of 761 amino acids.